AAAUCAAUUUGGAAAAAAAUUGCAAGAUUUGGGAUGAAAUCUGGUCGGAUCUUGCUUGGUGGGAUGUGGAUAUUGGUGGGUCUUCCUCCUCUCCAUAUUUCAACACAACAAACCUCCCUUCUUUCUCAUUUCCUCCUCCUCCCAUAGAAAAACACCACCCACCAUACAAAAACAAGAAUAUAAAAUAAACAUCUAGCUAUUUCUUUUGGUAUUUGCUUUGUUCUUGAACCUUCAUCUUCAUCUGUGUGAAAUGGGGAUGGCUGCCACAGACUCACAGUUCCAUGUUCUAGCUGUUGAUGACAGCGUCAUCGAUCGGAAGCUGAUCGAGAGGCUCCUCAAGACCUCAUCGUACCAAGUUACUACAGUUGAUUCUGGUAGUAAGGCUUUAGAGUUUCUGGGUUUGUACGAGGAUGCUCAAAGCAGUUCAUAUUCACCUUCUGUUUCCCCAAACAAUCAACAGGAAGUGGGAGUGAAUCUUGUAAUUACGGACUACUGUAUGCCUGGAAUGACAGGAUAUGAUUUGCUCAGGAAAAUCAAGGAGUCUUCAUCUCUGAGGAACAUACCUGUUGUGAUCAUGUCAUCUGAGAAUGUGCCUUCAAGAAUCAACAGAUGCUUGGAAGAAGGGGCAGAAGAAUUUUUUUUAAAGCCAGUGAGAUUAUCAGACUUGAGUAGGCUUAGACCCCAUUUGAUGAAAACCAAGUCCAACAAUCAAAACCAAGAAAAACAAGAAGAUGAAUCUGAAAGCUCAGAGACUCGAUCACAGGAGCAGGAGCGGGAGCACCAUGAACUAGAACAACAACAACAACCGCAACCGCAACCGCAACCGAUACCGCCAAACAGUAACAAGAGGAAGCCCGUGGAAGAGGGGUUUUCACCUGAAAGAACUAGACCAAGAUACAGCGGAAUCGCCACUCUGGUUUGAUUGAUGAAGGUGUCCAAAUUUUUUUUCUCCUUGUGAUUUGAACUGUGUAAUUCUAUUACCCAUAUUCGUUUUUUCCCAUUUCAGUUGCUGGUUGACACCGGCCGAAAUGAGUGUAAAGGUUUUUUUUUUUUUUCUUUUUUUUUUCAUGUAUACAAUUUACAUGGAAAUAGUUCAUUCUAAUUUUGUUGUGCUACUUAAAUUAAUGACAUAAAGUAGAAAGUUAAAUAAAUAAAUCAUGUAUAUGAAACAAGAUUACUGGAUGUUGUUGAUCGACAGUGUUUUCCUUCCU
Messenger RNA from Malus domestica (apple), 1211 nucleotides. Its product is annotated as two-component response regulator ORR10. Gene Ontology annotation, biological process: cytokinin-activated signaling pathway; phosphorelay signal transduction system. Lineage: Eukaryota; Viridiplantae; Streptophyta; Magnoliopsida; Rosales; Rosaceae. The record is from RefSeq and is a predicted model, not a curated record.